Molecule: messenger RNA, 761 nt
Organism: Crotalus tigris (Tiger rattlesnake)
Lineage: Eukaryota; Metazoa; Chordata; Lepidosauria; Squamata; Viperidae
Gene: IQCF6
Product: IQ motif containing F6
Exons: 4
Coding region: 218-700 (160 amino acids)
Molecular function (GO): calmodulin binding
Source: RefSeq, a predicted model, not a curated record
GAGAACUUCAACAGUUGGAAUUAAAUUCUUUCUAAACAAAACCUGUCUUUUUCUGAAAAAAUGGCAAGUAAACCAAAGGAAGAAAGUUUGUGGGAAAAAAUAAAAGUGGCUUGAAGAAAAGGUCGACUCCCUCUUCUCUGUGACAGUCCUUCAAAUAUUGUUCACACUGAGCUCCCAAAUUGGCUCUGCUUCUUCUAGUGACAUUGAAACAUCGCCAAUGUUCAUCUCUUUGAACUCUACGAAGAAGAAUUUCCCCUGGGCCAAAAAAGAGGAACCACCACCACCACCAUCACGAGCAGCAGCACAGACUAAACAGGUUUCUGCACAAAAGACAUUAGAGACUGCUCUCUACCUCCAAAGCUGGUGGCGAGGUACGCUGGUCCGGCGUUCUCUUUUGUUUGCCACUCUUUGUGCGAUGUCAAUCCAGAGAUGGUGGCGCCGACGGGCCUUCCAGCUCAAAGAGGAGAGGAGGAUUAGGGCCUUGAUGAUGUAUGUUUGGCCCGAGAAGUCGACCGUCCUCUUGCAGUCAAAGUUAAGGAUGUGGCUUACACAAACUCAGUUCAAGAAAUAUCAAAAGGCAGCCCAGGUUAUUCAAAACAACUGGCGGAAGUAUGUUCUUCAGCAGGAAUUCAGCAACUAUUCACUCAACAACCUGACUUAUGAUGGCAUAGAUUUGAAUAUUGACAUUAUUGUUGAGUAACAAGAACUCAGGAACAAAGGAGAAAAGUACUUGUAGAAUACAACUCAAAUAAAUAAAUAAA